AACUCCCCAAUAUUUCUUGACUGCGAAUUACAACUCUGAAGCUGAUGAACAUUUUUUCCAUCUUGACGUCUUGUAAUUACAGUCUUUUUUUGUACAAGAUAUAACUUAAUUAGUAAAUUAGUGUGCUUUAGAGAUGUUAGUUGGCAGGCAUUGUUUCCUUUGGACAGAACCAGGUCAGCUGUUUCAUGUCUCUAUGUAAAGCCUCUAGCUUCAUAAUAUACCAGACACAGCACAGCACAGCAACAAGAUUUUCAAUCUUCUCCUAUAAACUUCUGCAAGAAAGCGAAGUGUAUUUCUCAAAUUCUUGAUGUAUUCCUUUAAUGAUAUCACCGCACCAGGUAUAGAAAACAGGGUGAAGGUUGUGGUUGAAGGAAACAUGUGGUGCCAGUACUGCUGAGUCAAUGCCCUUCAAUAUAGUGACUGAUUGAUGCACCUGCUUUACCUGUCGUGGUCCAGCAUCCCUGCCUCCUGUUUUUUAAUCAAAAUGUUUUCAUGUUAUUAUUUAUCAUUCUAUCAUGUUGAUAGGGAAAUAAAAAUGGUCUCUGGUUACUUUGACAAAGCUGUAAAGUAGUUUUAUUUUUUCAAAAUAUGUGCAAGUGGGUGGCUUUUGCAUAUGAACACGCAUAUGUUUGAGUGCUUGAGCAUAAUGUGUGUGUGAUUGGUGUGUGCAUAUGCUUUUGUGCUUCCAUUUUGACCUUGUUCAGGCUAACAGUUUUAGGCAAAGGGCAUUUAGAUAUUAGUGAUAUACUUGAUAUGAACAGCAACCAAUAGCAGACAUACAACAGGGCUCAGAUAGGAAAGUUAAUCAGCUACAGACUUGUGGGCCUAGUCGGCAGAUAACAAAAGCAUUUACAACUACCAGCUCAGCACUGAUUCACAUACACACAUAUAUAUAUCUCUGUCCUACCUUUCACCACUCCUUCCCUACCGUCUGUCAAGCUUGUUCCAGUGGCCAGUUUGUCAGUCUGUGAGUGAACCGUCAUGAGGACACUGCUGCUGCUGUGGGCGACGACCUUGUGUCUCUGUGUGUUUGUCGCCGCUGACACACAGGCAGACAAAUCAUCCCCUGAGAAGGAUGGAGUUUUACAGCUGAAGAAAGGAAAUUUCAACAGGGUACUGAGAAAACAUAAACAGCUGCUGGUGCACUUCUAUGCUCCUCUGUCUGGAGAAGGCUAUCGAGUCUCAGCAGCCUUCGAAGGUGCUGCUGCAGAGCUUCAGGGGUCAGAGGUCAAACUGGCAGUGCUUGAUGUGACAAAGGAGAAGGACCUCGCUAAAGAACUCAAUGCGACAGGACUUCCCACAAUCAGGCUGUACCUUUCCGGAGAUAAACACAACCCUGUGUUCUGUCCUGCUCCUAAGAGCUCGGCUUCCAUCUUGACCUGGCUGAAGAGGAGGGCUGGGUCUGCUGCUGACCUCAUCACUGAUCUUAGCCACUCCGAGGUCUCAGAGGAACUGACAGUGGUUGGAUUCUUUAAGGAGCUGAACAACGAGUACAUCCAGGUGUUCUACGCUGCAGCGAUCGACCUUCCUGAUGUUAACUUUGCUGUGACACAGAACAAUGAAGUUAUCAGCAAAUAUGGUGUCACAUAUGAUGUAGUACUGCUACUCAAAAAGUCUAAGCUCAUCCAGGCUUACAAAAUGAUGCCUCAGACAUCCAAAGAGGAGCUGGUCGUUUUUAUCACCGUCUACCAGAUGGACCCAGUGACUGAGUACACUGGUCAGACAGCCAAUCAGAUAUUAACAGCACCUGUGUUAAACCACGCCCUCCUGUUUGUCAACAAAAGCUCUGCUGACUUUAAAGAGAUCUACUCUGGUUUUAACAGUGCUGCUACAGCAUUCAGGUUGAAGAUUUUAUUUGUGUGGGUGAACGUGGAUGAGCCCCGUAAUGGCAGGCUAAUGGAGUACUUCCGGGUUCGUGAUUUUGAGGCUCCACUCAUCCGAAUGGUCAACCUGACAGACCAUGUGACCUAUCACCUGCCUUCUGAAACUUUGGAUGUAGAAACCAUAAAAACAUUCUGCCAGUCCUACCUAGAGGGCAAGGCUAAGCCUAGGAUGCAGAGUGAGCCGAUACCUGAAGGUUGGGACAAACAGCCGGUGAAGGAGCUGGUGGGAAUGACUCUGGAGAAAGUCGUCUUUAACCCCAACAAGACUGUUUUUGUCCUCUUCUAUCUUCCCUACAGUCAGGAGUCACGUGCUGUGUUUCCACUUUGGGAGGAGUUAGCUGAGACCUUGAAGGAUCGAGAAGACAUUGUCAUUGCUCGCAUCGAUGCCUCAGCCAAUGACAUCAACAUGUCAAUGCAGGGCACCUACCCAUCACUCUGUUUGUUCCCUGCUCUAUAUGCUGAAAGAAUGCUGGUUUACCCUGGUAAGAGGAAGUUGAAGGACCUGGUUAAGUUUGUAGAUAGAGAGAUGGAGAAAGCCAAAAAAGACAGAGUGAAGGAGGAUGAAGACAGGAGGAAGUACAUCGAGGCCAUAAAAGCUGAAGAGGCAAAAAAAGCCAACAAAUCCAAAGAUGAGCUUUAAUCCAAAAACAAAGAGAGUACACUGUGUGUGUGUGUGUGUGUGUGUGUGUGUGUGUGUGUGUGUGUGUGUGGUAUACCUUUCAGUCUGUACUUUCUAAACAUGUAUCAGGUUUUAUCUACUCAACCAAGUUGUCAAUAAGCAUCUGGUCAAUCAAAUCUAAUAAAGUCUUCACUUACAAACUCUCA
Messenger RNA from Micropterus salmoides (largemouth bass), 2708 nucleotides. Its product is annotated as protein disulfide-isomerase-like. Gene Ontology annotation, cellular component: endoplasmic reticulum. The record is from RefSeq and is a predicted model, not a curated record. Bases 982 to 2523 code for a protein of 513 amino acids. Lineage: Eukaryota; Metazoa; Chordata; Actinopteri; Centrarchiformes; Centrarchidae. The transcript is spliced from 11 exons. Gene Ontology annotation, biological process: protein folding; response to endoplasmic reticulum stress.